GUAGUCAAUCAAUUAAUUUGGUUGCUAUAGGAUUGGCAAGCUAAACUGUGAUUUUUUUUGUUGGCAAUUUCAAAUAUAAUGUUUUGUUUUUACCAUGAGAACUUUCUAAAGAGAUGAGAUAUAAAUGAAAUGCUGGAAUUGUGUUUAAUUGUGUGAAAAAUGACUUAGACCUAGUUUGUAAUGGAACGUCAUUUGUGUAAUGAGUCUCAAAGACGAAUGGCAGACAUCUUGGAGACAGAAAGGAAUAAUGAAAAGAGCAGUGGCAGUGUUGAGUCCAAAUCAGGUUCCAAUAUUGUAAAAUUUGCAUAUCCUGUUGAGCAGUCUCGCCCUGUAAAACAGCCUCUAGGGGGCCUAGACCUAAAAAGUAGACUCUAUGAUCGACCAGAAGAUGCUCAGGUGUUCCAGCGCUUAGGACUUGGAUCAAAACCAAAGGGUUCAGGCAUAAUACCUAGCCCACCAACUGGAAGACCAAACCGAAGAGCGGCAUUCAGAACAACUUUUUUCAAAGAAGAUCGAAAUCGCCUGAAACAACAGAGGGAAAAGAAGAAAAAUAGAGAGACAGAUUUUAAAGAUGAUAUCAGCAUUAAAGAUAAAAGGAAAUCUGAUAAUGUGAUUAGUGUUAAUGGAAACCAUGAUGUCAGGUCAGAGGUCAAGGAUGCCAAGGAAGAAAGACCGGCAUUGGAGAAAGCAGAGAGUAUAGGAAGUGAAGACAAUCAUAGUGUAAUCAUUGAUGAUAAUAAAGAUGAUGAUGUCAUAUCAGUCAAGUCACAUGACACUGAUAUACAAGAAGUAAAGGAAUCAAGACCCAUUGUCUUAGAACACCUUGAUGUAGGAGCUGAAGACAUCGUGUUUCAUAUUUUGCGAUUGCGACGGAAGUUGGGACUGACUGUGGAACUACCUCGUCAUGGAGUUGGCGUUAGAGAGAAUCUUUCUGCACUUGAAAAGACCAUUGAUGGAUCUGUUAGUGAAUUGGCAGAUACAUCAGAAGAUACUGGUGAAUUCUUGUAUGGUCUUCCAAUGGAGCGUAACAAUCCUAGGGGGCGCUAUAUGCCGUAUGAUUUAGAGGUUGUAUCGACAGAAGAGGGCCAGUCUUCCAAAAUGUACUUCACUGCAAGUGCAACAUCUGUAGGAAUACAUAUUGAAGACUCCAAUGGAGACGAGUAUUUGGAACUUACUCCUAUCUUACAAUGGCUUUACGAGAGGAGGCUCUUUAAGGCAGUGUACAACCAACCUGUGUUUGUCAAAUUCAGGAUGUGGAAAGCAUUUACUGUAUGGAAGAAGAAUGUUCGUGGUUUAAAAAUGUCCAGUCGCAAAGCUGUUAUGAUAAAACAGCUGUUCACAGCUAAUGAGCUGCUACAGCGUUGCUUGCUACACGUCCAGGCCCAGUGUGAGGCAGCAGCCAGCAGUCGGCUAGCGGUUGGUGUAGGGGAUAAAGCCAUUUCAUUGCUGGUCAUUGAUCAACAUGUGACUCUGGAUUUAGAUCAGUUUUGUGCCAUACAGGCCAAACAGUGCAAUGAGGCAUUGGAUCUACUGAAUAGAAUGAGGUCGAAAUUAGUCAAAGUAUGCUGGGAAUGCUGUGUGAAAGUAGCUGAAAUGGAGGGUGUUAAAUACAAUUUCCAACCUCAUUCUGGACCACUGAUGAAGAAGGUUUCUAGUGCAAAUCUAAAGAAUAAAAAUACAAAUGGUCCCACGUACACGGAGAUUGCACAGUGGCGUAACGUUCUUGCACGUUUGUCCAAGUUCCUCCGAGCUGCCGACUACCUCAUACUCAACUUGCUACGCAGACUGGUGAAGAAUGCAGUGAAGACUUUAACAGAGUUUUUCCAGACUUCUUUGGAUACAGGAAUCGGCAUGGAUGCUGAUGAGAAUGAUCCUGAAGGAAUAGCAAAAAGAAAUCUUUUGAAGAAGGCAGCAUUACAGAAUGAUGAGGUUGAAGAAACCAAGAAUGUUAUAGACAAGGUUUUAGAUGAAAUAAAAGAGCAAGAGUUUGUGGAGAUGCCACCAGAACCUGUCUUUCAGCUAAAGUUGGUUCUCAAUGUACCAGAAAGAACCUCAACACCAGGCUCGCGUAGAAGCUCACAUUCAAGACGGAUAUCUGAGGAGAGAUCACAUCUUCAAUCCCCACAGAAAAAGAGUGUGACCUUUGUCGAGCAAGAUUCUGAUUCCAGCAGUGACUCUGAGAACGAAGAGGAAAGUAGUGAUGUUACCAAUUCAGACGAUGAAGAUGAAAAUGAAGAUGAAGAUGGAAAUGACACGUAUGCUUAUCCAGAAAGUCAUAGAAAUGAAGUGGCAGAUGUGAUAGAUGCAGAAAAGCCAAAGGUUAACAUUACAUUGCAACCAUCUCAGUCCAUGUUUGUCUCCAAAGUUCAGGGCAUUAUUGCUGGUUUUGAACAUACUGUGGGCCAGGUGCAAGCCCUACAGCGUGAACCUCAUUUAGCAGUAUUCUGGUUGCCUCCAUGCUACGACCUUAAGCUCUCAGUAGAUAGGGAGGAAGAGGAAGCUCAGAGGGAACAGAGCCGACCCUGGCCUGACCUAGAACUGCUUUUUGGAGAAGAUCCUGAAUACCAAACUAUUGUGGCCAACACGAUUGACCUUGUGUCGGAGAACCUUGAUGUUGUACAGGAAUAUGCUGAGGAAUUUCAAGAUUAUUGUGCUAUGGUUGAAAGGUCACAGCAAAUAGAAGUUGAGAAAUCAAUGAAGCGGAAAGAAUGGUCAACUGAGGAAUUCCAUCGUAUACUUGGGUCGCAUUCUGAGAUGAUUCGUCUAAUGAAAGACAUGACUAAAUUAAAACGCAAAGGAAUGAUCCAAGUGGAGAGCUUGGGAUUCCAGGAAGCUUGCAUCCCAUACCCUACAAAAGUGAUGACAGCAGUCCAGCAAAAACUACCAGUUAUUUGCAACAGAAGGAAUGAGCAUCUGAUGCAGAUUAUUAAGAGUUCUUCAAAGAAAUUGGACCACAUGCCAAAGACAGUAGAAGAGUUUGUUGAGCAUCUGUCAUUUCUUGGACGCAUUGGUGCGGAGUUGUCCAUGCUUGAGCAGGAGUAUGUCGUAGUCACCAAGCUGUUUACCAUUGCUAAUGAUUUUGGCGCAUAUAUCGCUCCUGAGGAGCUAGCACUUUAUCAAACACUCAUGCCAAGUUUCCAACAUCUUAAGAGCACAAUCAUAGCAUGUGAAGCGAGAAAAGAUGAGAACAUCUCCAAGUUUAGCGAUGACUUGAAGACACACAUACAGACACUACAUGCCGAGGCAUUUGAGAUGCGUAACCGAGUCAAUGCACCAGGGCUACUGAGCUCAGACACACUGGGGAUCGUUGCUCUUGAGAGAUUGAAACUUUUAAAUGAUGAAGUAGGAGCUCUAACGACCAAAGCAAGGAGCUACGCCAGCUAUCAAGAUCGUUUUGGUAGCUCUAUCUCAAGCAAGAAAAAGGUGCAUGGUUAUUUUGAUGAAAGUUUUUAUAGUAAACACGAUACCAGUAUCACAGCUCAACAGGUUCUUGUUGACUUGUCUGAAUUAGAACGAGAUCUCCAACUCCGUAGCCUGCUGUGGGAGUCAUCUAGCGAGUGGGAAAGUCUCGUUGAGGAGUGGACAGCUACACAGUUUGAUCAACUUAAAGUGGACAGUGUCCAGAAAAAUGUUAACAAGUUCACACAAACUGUGUUUAUGCUUGAGAAAGGACUUCCUGCCAAUGAAGUGCUCCCCACUCUUAAGGAAAAUGUUGUGAGCUUUAAGAAGGGAAUGCCAGUGAUCUCAUCUCUCAGGAACCCUGCUCUGAGAUCCAGACACUGGAAAGAGAUCCAAGAUCUCAUUGGCAGGAAUAUUCUCAUUGAAAAGAAAUUUUCUCUUGGAAAGCUACUUGAACUACAAGUGUUUGAGCAUAAAGACCGCAUCAAUGAUAUCUCAACCCAGGCCAGCAAUGAAGCAACUUUGGAAGUGAUGCUGACUAAGGUGAUUGAUUUUUGGCAAGGAACUGAUUUCCGUCUGGUUCCUCAUGGAGGUCGGGAUAUUGUUAUUAUCUCCGGAGCUGAUGAUAUCACCAUACAGCUGGAAGAAAGUCAAGUUACCGUAGCAACUAUCAGAGGCUCCAGAUAUGUUACGCCUAUCAAGGCUUUGGUGGAAGAAUGGGAUAGGAAACUGAAUGUGUUUUCAAGGACUUUGGAUGAAUGGAUGACUUGCCAGAGAAACUGGCUAUAUCUUGAACAGAUAUUCAGCACACCUGAUAUCCAGAGGCAACUUCCAAGUGAAGCUAAACUGUUCAUCCAGGUCGAUAAAAGUUGGAAGGAAGUAAUGCGUAGGACAGAGGACCGACCCAAUGCCCUCAGGGCUGCCACUGCUCCUGGUGUCCUGGAGAUCUUGCAAGCCAAUAACUCUAAUCUAGAGAAGAUACAGAAAUGUUUAGAAGACUACCUUGAAACCAAGCGCUUAGUCUUCCCACGAUUCUAUUUUCUGAGUAAUGAUGAACUUCUUGAUAUUCUGGCCCAGAGCAAGAAUCCAGAAGCUGUACAGCCUCAUCUGGUGAAAUGUUUUGGAAACAUAAAAUCGUUGGAGAUUGUCUAUGAGCCUAAGUUACCCCCUACAGUAGCAACCAUGAUCUCAGCGGAGGGAGAAGCUGUCCUCAUGCCUAAGAAUGUUCGGGCUCGUGGACCUGUUGAACAGUGGUUAGGUAGUGUUGAGUCUGGUAUGUUUGAUACAGUGAAAAGGAAUCUGAAGGAGAGUAUGCAUAAGUGGGGAGGAGCAUUCUCUGAUUGGACCCUUGACCAUCCUGGUCAGAUCAUCCUCACAGUGGCACAAAUAAUGUUCAAUCGAUCAGUGAUAACCAGCAUGAACUCUAAUGAGCCAGCUACUGCCCUUGAGAAGACAUGCAGUGACCUGAUAAACAAUCUGAACACCCUUGCAGGCCUAGUCACUGAGAAUCUAGCAACUCACCAACGGAUGAGUGUAGAGGCCUUCAUCACCAUCUUAGUCCAUUCCAGAGAUAUUCUUAUGAAUUUAAUUCAGAAUAAAGUCUUCACCGAUGAUAGUUUUGAAUGGCAAAGGCAACUACGCUAUGAAUGGGACGAACAGCACAAUUCUUGCCAAGUCCGUCAAGCUAACGCUAGUUUCUUGUAUGGCUACGAGUAUCUAGGCUGUUCCGCGAGACUUGUCAUUACUCCACUCACCGACCGCUGCUAUUUGACAUUAACUGGUGCUCUUCAUCUACAUCUUGGAGGUUCACCAGCUGGGCCUGCUGGUACCGGCAAGACAGAGACCGUCAAAGACUUGGCUAAAGGCAUCGGCAAGCAUUGUCUUGUAUUCAAUUGUUCUGAGGGUCUGGAUUAUAAGACACUAGGCAAGUUUUUCUCUGGACUUGCUCAAUCUGGGAGUUGGUGUUGCUUUGAUGAGUUCAACAGAAUUGAUGUGGAGGUGUUGUCUGUGGUUGCCCAGCAACUACACAGCAUUAAGACUGCAAAGGAUGCCUCUGCUCUCAGGUUUAUGUUUGAAGGACGAGAUACAAGACUGAAUCAUUCAUGUGGAGUCUUUAUCACAAUGAAUCCUGGAUAUGCAGGGCGUGUGGAGUUGCCAGACAAUCUCAAGUCCUUGUUCCGGCAAGUUUCCAUGAUGGUGCCUGACUACACUUUGAUUGCUGAGAUCCUACUCUUUGCUGGAGGGUUCACUACUGCUAAAUCACUCUCCAGUAAGAUUGUCAACCUCUAUCAACUAGCAAGUAAACAGUUAUCACAACAGGACCAUUAUGAUUUUGGAAUGCGUGCCAUAAAGUCUGUUCUAGUCAUGGCAGGUCAGAGAAAGCGUGGUUUCCAAGGACAGAAAGGAAGAGUGCUGAAUGAAGAAGAGGAAUCUCAUCUGUUAAUUCAUUCGUUGCGUGAUGCAAAUUUACCAAAGUUUAUUGCAGAAGAUGUGCCGCUCUUUGAGAACAUUCUGGCAGACCUUUUCCCAGGAAUAAAUCCACCAUCUCCAGAAUAUGGCAACCUAGAGAAAGCAAUAUCUAUGGCUGUCCAUGAUUUGAAUGUCCAGCCUUGGCCAGCCCAGUUGACCAAAGUCCAGCAGCUAUUCAGUCAGUUACAAGUACGGCAUGGUGUCAUGCUAGUAGGGCCAAGCGGAGGGGGUAAGACCAUGGUACGGAAUAUCCUGCAUAGGGCAUUGGUUCUUCUACCAACCUUACAUACCCUUAAAGAUGAACAUGGUAAUCGGUACAUUAAAACAUAUGGUAAGAAGGGACGUGUAGAGACAUCAGUUAUAAACCCAAAAUGUGUCAACAUGGGUGAGUUGUACGGAGAGACGAACCCUAACACACUUGAAUGGAGUGAUGGUCUGUUACCUUCAGUUAUGCGCCACUUUUCUAAGGAAGCAAUGGAAAUGGCACUUGCAGGUGUGGAUGAGAGUGACAGACCGUCUACCACAGCUUCUAACUUAACAUCAGUAACAAGAGGCAGAAAGGAUAGUACAAGUAGUUAUGCCCAAAGUCGUCAUACCAGCGCUAGCUCCACUACAACUAUGGACGUUGAUCAGGAGACUGUUAAAACCAGCGAGAGAGAGAAUGACAUGAGUGACGAGACCCCAAAUGAUUGGCAUUGGUUGGUCCUGGAUGGUCCUGUUGACACUCUGUGGAUUGAGAACUUAAACACGGUGCUGGAUGAUAGUAAACUGCUGUGUCUAGCCAGUGGAGAGAGAAUCAGUAUGGCCAGGGGAAUGAGGCUUCUAUUUGAGGUGGAUAACUUAUCCCAGGCUAGCCCAGCUACUAUUAGUAGAUGCGCUAUGAUAUACAUUGACCCAGUUGACUUGGGAUGGAAGCCAUAUGUAAAAACAUGGAUUUCUAAGCUACCAAAAGAAUUUCCUGAGAGUGGUAAGAAGCAUCUACAUGCCCUGUUUGAAAGAAGCGUUGAUCGAGGACUAGACUUUGUACAUGCACAUGCCAAACAGCAACAUGUACCUGCUACGGACAUGAACAUCAUCUCUAUGCUAUGCCACUUGCUAUCUGCUUUCGUUAAUUUUAUGGGGAAAAAUGGUGGAUACGGUAAGAGAGACGCUACUGAGAGAUCUGGUGAUAGCAGACAACAGUCAGGCCAUUCAUCCAGACUUGGUUUUAGAAAGACAGGAAGUAAGCUUACUAGUAGUUCACAUGACUCUGAUGCUGGGUCAAUCAAAUCUGGAAAAGAAUGGUACAUGAACAAAAGCCCGGAUCAGUUACCUACAUUGCUCGGCAAACUGUUUGUGUUCUGUUUUACCUGGUCUGUCGGUGGCAACCUGAAACGUGUCGAUGAUGCGGAUGAUGAUGGAGGAAUCAACCUUGGUAGCAAAACAUCUAACCGUAAGGUGACGGUUGAGAGUAACAUUGCUUAUGACUUUGAUGGUCUUGUGAGAGAUACGUUUGAUAUUGAGCCCCCACUGGGUGUUCGCCUUCCCUCGGGUAGCAGGACCAUCUUCAAUUAUUUUGUCAACAUGGAGAAUGGUAAAUUUGUAAGCUGGGAUGUCCUAGUGCCCAGCACUAAGUCGCUGAUUGACAAGGGUGUGGCACAUGUAUCUCUCGGGGAACAAAUGGGCUUACCUGCCCAAGUAAGCCAGAAGGUGCAAUUGGAGGAGGGGGAGCUGGUGACGACUGUGGACACAAUACGUUACUCAUUUCUCACUAGUCUUUUGUUGCUCAACAAACAUCCUGUCUUGAUAACAGGUGAUUCUGGUGUUGGUAAAUCAGCAGUAGUGACCCAUGUAUUGAAGCGUUUGGCCAGAUCACGUGGUGCGUCCACUGAGCACGGGACAAUCCUUGGUGAGGUUCUGCAGUACUCGGAGCGAGGCACCAGUGUUCUGUCCAACAUCGCUUCACUUACCUCUGGCUUCCUUGGAGAUGAUGACUUUCAAACAGGUGAGGUGCAGUUAAAGUCAAUGUUGGAAAUGGGAGUAGGAGGGCCAAGUCGUGAGAUGGCUGAAGCAAUUGUAUCCACCACUCUGCAGCUAAGUGCCCAGACCAAAGCUGAUCGAAUCCAGGCCCAGAUACAACAUAAACUGAUCAAAAAGGGCAAGAAUAUGAUGGUUGCCCCACGAGGAAAAAGGUUAAUAGUGUUUGUGGAUGACCUUAAUCUGCCAGCACCAGAAGAGUUUGGCGCUCAACCACCUCUGGAGCUUAUUCGUCAAUUCUUGGAAUUUGGUGGAUUCUACGAUACAAAGAAACUUCUUUGGAAGGAUAUACUUGAUGUAACGCUAAUUGGUGCUUGUGCACCGCCUGGAGGUGGCCGACAAACGAUCAGCCCACGACUGCUAAAGUACUUCAGCCUGCUUAGCCUACCACAACCAUCCAUUAAGUCUCUCCAGCACAUCUAUCAAGUUCAACUUGGUAGGUUUGUUGAAAACCAGGAUUUCCUGCCAGAGGUGAAGGAGUUACUGAACCCAAUGGUGUCUGCUUCCAUAGCUAUCUACUAUAAGAUGUGUUUGAAUUUACUACCAACUCCUGCUAAAACCCACUACACAUUCAACUUGAGAGACCUAUCCAAGGUCAUUCAAGGCUUGCUACAGGCAGACAAGACAGUGGUCACAUCUAUGGAGUCAGCUGGUCAGUUACUUGCCCAUGAGGCUACCAGGGUAUUUCAUGACAGAUUGAUGGAUGUUGAUGACCGUAUGAUGUUCUUCAGCUUUUUAGAAGAUGACCUUCACAACCACUUUAAACUUAAGUGGUCAGCUGAACAGCUCUUUGCCAAACCCUUAAUGUUUGGAGACUUUAUGGACGUGAAUGCACCCUCAGCUGAGCGUAUUUAUCGUGCCAUGCCUGAUCCAAGUCGCACCGUGCAAGUCCUUGAAGAUUACUUAGUACGAAUGAACUUUGGCACUUCCCAGGGCACUCAGAUUGUCUUUUUCAAGGAAGCAGUUGAGCACAUAGUAAGAGCAGCCAGAGUGUUCCGACAACCUGGAGGUCACAUGCUUCUUGUUGGGAUGGAUGGCACAGGGAAGUCCACAACUGUCCAGCUAGCCUGCCUCAUCUCAGGCUGUGAGCUCUUCCGCCUGAAUCUCACACGAACUUACAACAUCAGCGAUUAUAAGGAAGACUUGAAGAAAGGAUUCUGGAAGGCAGGCCUACAGGGUUUGAACACUGUAUUCCUCAUGACUGAUAGUGAUAUAGUUAUGGAAACCUUCUUAGAGGAUAUCAGUUGCAUCCUGAACUCUGGUGAGGUUCCGGAUCUCUUUGAUAAUGAUGAUAUGGAAUCUAUUUCAAUGGAACUGAAGAGGGUCGCAGCAGAAGCUGAGAUUCCUGACACCAGAGAUGCAAUGUAUCAGUACUUUAUCCAGCGUGUGAGGCGUAACCUACAUGUGGUAAUAGCAACUAGUCCAGCCGGCAAUACGUUCCGCCAGAGGUGCAGAAUGUACCCUUCUCUGAUCAAUUGCUGUACGUUGGAUUGGUUUGAUAAGUGGGGAGAGGAAGCCAUGUUGAAAGUCGCUCAAGUGUAUCUUGGUCAUAUUCAGUUUGACGGCAUCAACGGGCUACAAGACAUACCUCUUUUGAAGGAUAGCAUAGCUAAAGCAUGUGUUGAUAUUCAUAAUAAUGUGGAGACAAAAGCCAACCAGUUUAAGCUGGAAUUGAACCGUCAUUUCUACACGACACCUAGUAGUUACUUGGAUCUUAUACAACUGUACACAAAGACACUGAAAGAAACCAAACAGAAGUUUCUGGAUAAUAAGAACAUGCUAAUUUUACAUAAAUGCUCAUUUUCUGAUGUAGCGGGAUUUGCUAAAUUAUCCAUAGAUACAGAGAUCUUAUUAGAGCAGCUAAAAGUUGACCAGGCAGCAGUAGAUCAAGUAAGAGAAAUUGUUGUCAAAGAGGAGACGGUGAUGAAGCAAGAAACACAAAUGGUUCAAGAUUAUGCAGAUCAAGCACAAAGGGACUUGGAAUCAGUCAUUCCAGCCCUCCAAGAGGCUGUAGCAGCCCUGGAUGCCUUGGACAAGUCAGAUAUCUCUGAGAUCCGUGUGUACACCAAUCCCCCAGAUCUUGUCAUGCAUGUAAUGGGUGCCGUCUGCGUUCUGAUGAAACAUAAACCAGAGUGGAGCACAGCAAAACAUCUUCUAGCAGAUCAAGGUUUCCUCAAAAAACUUGUUAAUUAUGACAAGAGUAUGGUCACCGACAAAAUAUUUGCCAGACUAAAAAAGUUCACAUCGAUGCCAAAUUUUGAACCUGAGAAAGUAGGCCAAGUGUCUCAUGCCUGUAAAUCCAUUUGCCAGUGGGUGUUGGCCCUUCAACACUAUCUUGAUGUUUGUAAGAUGGUGAAGCCAAAACAGCGUCGAGUGGAGGAAGCCAAGGAAGCACUUAGCCUUGCCCAAGAGAGCCUAAAAGAGAAACAAGACAGCCUAGCUAUGAUUGAAAUGCACCUAAGUGAGCUACAGAAACAAUAUGACGACAGUGUCAAUCAAAGGGAAAUGCUACAAGAACGCAAAGUACUAACAACGCUCAGACUGCAGAGGGCAUCUGUCUUACUCACUGCUCUAGCAGAUGAGAAGAUUCGAUGGGCAGAAUCUAUGGACGAUCUGAACUUCCGAUUGGAAGGUAUUGUUGGCGAUACGCUUGUUUCAACAGCAUCCAUCAUCUACCUUGGUGUGUUUACUGCCCCCUAUAGACGAGAAAUGGGUAACUACUGGUAUGAACUGUGCAAGAAAGGCGAUAUACCAAUAUCCCAAAAGUUCUCAUUGAUUGAAACAUUGACAGAAGCAAAUGUGGUUCAACAGUGGCAUAAUGAGGGCCUACCAAGAGACAAGUACUCGGAAGAAAAUGCUAUUUUCGUUAAGUUUGGUCAUCGUUGGCCACUUCUCAUUGAUCCUCAAGGGCAGGGAGCACGGUGGAUAGCUGAGAUGGAAGGAGGUCGACUGAGGAAAGUUCAAAUGACUGACCCCAACUACAUGAGGGUCAUUGAACGAGCAGUGCAGAUUGGAGAACCUGUAUUGCUUGAAGAGAUUGGUGAGAGUUUGGAUCCAGCCUUGGCACCCAUUUUAAACAAACAGCUUAUCAAACAAGGAGGACAAGAUGUUAUUAAGAUGGGCGACACAGAGAUUGAGUAUAAUCAUAAUUUCAGAUUAUACAUGUGCUGCGGUCUGCCAAACCCUCACUUCCUACCAGCUGUUUGCAUUAAAGUCGGACUCAUCAACUUCACUGUUACAUUUGAAGGGCUACAAGAUCAGCUUCUCUCAACUGUUGUUCAACAGGAGCAACCGUUACUUGAGAGGCAAAGGGGUGAGUUACUUGAAAGCAUUGCUAAUGAUACCAAGGAGUUAAGAGACCUUGAGGACAGAUCUCUAAGCCUCUUACAGAAGUCACAAGGUCACAUUCUAGAUGACCAAGACCUUGUGGAGACUCUGGAGAUGAGCAAAAAGAUGUCAGAAGAGAUCCACCAGCGGUUACUGCAGUCUGAAAUUACUCAGAAAGAGCUGGACCAUGCAAGGAAAAAAUAUAUUUCAGUUGCAACAAGAGGUGCCAUUCUCUACUUUGUGUUGGCAGAUCUCGCCAGCAUUGAUGUUAUGUACCAGUUCUCAUUACCCUGGUUCCAAGAGAUGUUCUGCACUUGUAUAAGUCAGACCAAGUCUCAGAUCUCAAGCAGACCAUCCAGUGGUAGUAGACAAGCUCUUGCAGGGCGUCUUAGACCUUCCAGUGCAAGAAGUAGCCCAGACCUUUCAAGAAACCUGUCUGAGAGGAUCCAAACUGGUGAAAGAAGUGAAUUUGAUUUGGAGAAACAUCUCCAGAACAUGGUGUCACAUCUCACAAAAAGCAUUUAUAGAGUUGUCUCCAAGGCCUUGUUUGUUAAACACCAGCUUGUGUUCUCAUUCUUGCUGUGUAGCAGUAUCAAAAGAGUUGGAACAUGGACAACAGAAGAGCAACCUGUUGACCAUGCUAUAUCUGACACAGAAUGGCAAACAUUCCUGCAAACCAAUGUCCUGGCAGAACUUGCGACUGCAGAACAACUUCAAAAACAUGAUGGAUUGACUGCCAUGCAAAGACUGGAAGCAGAGGCUGGGGUCAAAAGACCUCCAGGUUCUCGGGGAUCGUCUGCAUCAUCUGUCCGCAGCACAAUUAAUGUAAGCGGUCAUGUGACAUCAAAGCCUCCAAAAUGGAUCUCUGAGAGCUGUUGGAAGCAAUGCCAGUAUUUGUCGAUGACACUGAAUGGGUUCCAAGGGUUGUGUCACAGCAUUGUAAAUAACAUCAAGCAGUGGGAGAUGUUUGUACGCUCAGAGGAUCCAUUCUAUCUCAUAGAUGAACCUGCUGGGACCUCAGAAGAGUCAACCUUCUUCCGCUGGGAAAAUUUAAAGCUAUUUGAGCGAAUAAUUAUGAUUAAAGUACUGAAACCAGAAUGCCAGAUAACAAGUGUGAAAUCUUACAUCAAGGAGCUAAUGGGAGCAGAGUACCUGGCAAGAGGUGGUCUGGAUCUUAAGGAAGUAUUUGAUGAAUCAAGUGCUAAGCAUCCUCUGAUAUUCAUCUUGUCACCAGGUGUGGACCCAACAGUUGAACUGAUGCGCUUUGCUAAGGACCAACGUGGCAGCACAUUACAUUUGGAUAUGAUCUCGCUUGGACGAGGACAGGGACCUAAGGCUGAGGAAUUGAUUGCUAAGGCACAGAUCUUGAAAGGUCGUUGGGUGUUCCUGCAGAACUGCCAUCUUGCAGCCUCUUUCAUGCCGAGGCUCCAGGCUAUUGUUGAAGGAUUCAAUAAACCACACGCUGAUGUAGAUCCUCAGUUCCGUUUGUGGCUCAGCUCAAAACCAGAUCCAUCUUUUCCGGUCUCCAUUCUUCAGGUUGGAUUAAAGAUGACUGUUGAGUCCCCACAUGGCUUGAAAGGUAAUCUGCAGCGCUCCCUCACCAGCAGUCUGAAUGAGGCUUUAUGGGAUGAUGGCAGCCCAAGCAAGAGCUGGAAGAAUCUUCUCUUUGGUCUGUGUUUCUUCAACGCUGUUGUCCACGAGAGGAAAAAGUAUGGAACGCUUGGUUGGAACAUUCCCUAUGAAUUCACUAUAUCUGAUUUACAUGUUUCUAUACAAGUACUUCAGAUGCUGCUAUCCAGAGAGGAUAUGAUUCCAUGGCCAGCGUUGGAGUAUCAGAUAGGAGAGGUUGGUUAUGGAGGAAGGGUCACAGACAACUGGGAUAGGAGAUGCUUGGGAAGUAUCUUAAAAAAGUACUUUUGUCAGGAAGCCCUGGAACCGGGUUAUUUCUACUCCGACAGCAAGACAUACCACCCCUUAGCCAAGCAGUACAGUUUACAAGAUGUGCAGGUAUACAUAGAUGGUUUACCUGACAUUGACUCACCAGAUAUUUUUGGUAUGCACGCUAAUGCGCAGAAGGCAUUCCAGGAGAAAGAGGGCAGCAGUCUAAUCAGCAUUGUUGCAAGUGUUCAGCCAAGGUGGCACAGCUCAAUUGGAGGGGUGGAUAUGAGCAGUGACAGUAUGGUAAAACAGUUGCUAGUUGAUAUUCAGAACAAGCUGCCUACCAAUGUGGUGGGACAUGAUGAUGAUGAGGGUGAUAAACCACCAAAGACUAAGGCAUCUCGGGACCAAGAUCCUUCAAGAGCUGAUGGGACAUCGUCAGUUCUUGAUACAGUCCUCCAUCAGGAGAUAGGCCGGUUUGAUCAUCUGCUGAAGGCGAUACACAAGUCAUCAAAGUCCCUCCGGCAGGCUCUUAAAGGGGAAGUUGUGAUGUCAGAACAGCUUGAGGAAAUGUACUAUGCGUUACUAGCCCAAAAGGUUCCUACGCUAUGGAAGGUGGUAGCGUAUGCUUCCUGUAAGCCACUGGGAGCAUGGUUAGUUGAUCUACAGCAAAGAGUUGACUUCUUCGCAUGUUGGCAGGAACUUACAGUUGAUAAGAAGAAAGGAAGCAAGAAGACUGGUGAAGGGACAUCAACAGAAAUGCUGGAUAUGGAAUCCAAAAGAACAGCUCCUUCUGCAUUCUGGCUAUCUGCCUUCUUCUUCCCUCAAGGUUUUACAACAGCUAUUCUUCAGAAACAUGCAAGACAGCACCAGCUUCCUGUGGACUCUUUAACAUUUACUUUUCAAGUGAUGUCAACCAGAAGAUCUCCAGAUGAUCAGGAUGAGGAUUCUUUGAACUCUCCUACUAAUGUUAAAGAACUUGUUUUCAAGGAGAUAUCUGUACAAGUACCCGAUGAAGGUGUUUUAGUAUUUGGUCUUUUUCUGGACGGCGCCCACUUCAAUAGGUCUCAAGGAAUUCUCCAAGACUCAUUGCCCGACAGCCGCUUCAGUCCUAUGCCAUACAUUCAUUUUCUACCAACUAAGAUAAGCUUUGCUUCAUCUCACAGCAAAAAGGAAAAUGAAGGUUUGUAUUUAUACCAAUGCCCAGUGUACAGGACAUCAGCUAGGGCUGGAACCCUCUCAUCAACAGGACUAUCAACUAACUUUGUCACGGCCGUUGACCUCCCAACAUACGAGAACCCUGAGUUAUGGAUCACAAGGGGCGUGGCUUUACUUUGUCAACUGGAUGAUUGACAUGUGCGCAGUUAAAGCCAUCCUCUGGUGUCAGUUUUACUGUGUAUAUACAGUGUACAUAUUUUGAGAAGAAUCUAGGAAGUAGGCUUAAGAGGAUAAUGUAAAGUCAGGCUCUGGAGGAAAAAAAGGAAGGAAGUGGAAAAAGAAGGGUGGUUGCACGACUUUUUACCCAAUAAUCACCCUUUUUCCCACUUUUCCCCCAGUUUUUAAAUAUUUAAAAAUCUGUAUCUCAUUAACCGCUUCCAAGUUUUUUGUCAAAUAUGCUUUUUGUGUCAGAUAAAUAAUUUCUACAUCAUAUCAAAAUGGGUUUUUUUUCCUGGCUUUAUUCCGAUAAUUUACUAUGAAUGAGUUCUUGUAUUUUCUUGUAAUUUAUGACAGGUAGCUUGUAUGAUAACAAUAUACUGUUUCUUUCAUCUGUCGUGCAUAACUCUCAUUAUUACUCAUUACUAAAUAAGCACUAAAGCUUUGAACACACCAUCAAGUCUUGUGUGAAAAAUAUCCAAUUUAUGGGUGGUAUGUCAUUAACAUCAUGGCCAUAUAUAGGAAAAUCACACUUAAUUACUGUCUUAACAGCCAAGUGAUUGAAUUGAGACAUUUGCGCUGUACUGUAUUACUAUUUAAACUUGUUGAAUUAAGUACACGUGUAAGCAUGGUUGGCUUUCUAUGCGAGUAAGUCGUCAACCCCAUGUUUUUUCCUUUAUUUGGAGUCCGUAAAAGUAACAAUGAGACUAUUUCGUGAAUUUUUACCUUGAUAAACCAACUAAUUGCCUUUGUUUUUGAAAAAGAACACCACCUUUGAAUAAAAUAGAACAGUUGCCAAGGUACCUGCGUGUAAGUGGUAGUGAUGGCAACGCUAUCUCAAAAUCGUGGAUGUGCAUUUUUCUCCUCUUCACGUUCGCGCCUGUUCAUAAAUUUAGUAUAUGUUUGUUGUGGUUUAAAAGCUCCUUUUACUGUGGAAGGCGCUAUAAAAACACAUGACCAUUGAUCAGAAAUUAGUAGAUGUUUGUUUGUUAUUUUUUGGUUUCUAUGGUUACUUUUAUAUACAGUAGAACCCCUCAUUUACGAACCCCGAUUUGUCAUACGAACCGUCUCCAAAACAAUAGCCCUCAUUCCCUUUAGUAAGUCGCACUGAAUUUUAAAUAUAUCAGUAGAUAAAACUUACUGUCCUAAUUGGAAAUCCUCUAAUUCUUGUUACUAAUUAAUGAACAGUUGAGUAUGUUAAUGUGGUUUUUUUUUUAAUUACAAAAAUUACCCCAAACAGGGUCUUUGAAGCCACUUCUACGUAAGGGGUUCUUGACAUGAUUCCUGCCCAACUUUCAUAGAAGGCUACAAGUAUAAUUUAAAGUCUUUAAAUUUAUUAGUUCCUGGGUGAGAAACGGCCUGUAUCAGUAACGUUAAUUCUAAUGUGUAUGUUACUGCGACCAUUAGCUCUUCCAUUUCUGCUUGUACAGUAAACUUAAUUACCAACCAUAAACAGAAAUUAGAAAUUUCUUUGCCGAAUCAAUUCUCGAAUGAGAUAACAAAAGUUCUCUCUUACUCUCUGUUUAUACCAUAGAAGCUACAGUAUUUGCAACAGAUAUUUAUAACAUAUCUUACUUAAAUAUUUUAAUAUAAUUAUAUAUGAAAAUAAUAAUAUAAUAAUCCGUCCAUUGAGUAUAAGUGCUUUAAGAUUGUCAUCCAAAUUUAGAGUUAUAUUUUUAACAAAGAUGAUUGUUUUUGAUAAAUUUUAUUAAAACAUGAUUUAACACUGAAUUAUAUUUAUUAUCUAAUACAGUAUUUGUACUGCAUUAUUUUCUAAGAUCUGAAGAAAAGGUCACUUCCAUUAAGUACAUUCCUUCUAAACAUUUACAUCUACCAUGUUUUGUUUUUAUAUACUUAUUUAAUAAAUUCUAAAGA
Anneissia japonica is the source of this 16338-nucleotide messenger RNA. RefSeq names its product dynein heavy chain 6, axonemal-like. The transcript is spliced from 84 exons. Gene Ontology annotation, cellular component: dynein complex. Lineage: Eukaryota; Metazoa; Echinodermata; Crinoidea; Comatulida; Comatulidae. Gene Ontology annotation, biological process: microtubule-based movement. Gene Ontology annotation, molecular function: ATP binding; dynein intermediate chain binding; ATP hydrolysis activity. Bases 181 to 14442 code for a protein of 4753 amino acids. The record is from RefSeq and is a predicted model, not a curated record.